AUAAACAAUCACACUUCCAAUAUUUCUUCCUAUCUCAUCUUCUUUUUUCUCUAUUAAUUAAGCUCGCUAUAGAUUAUUACUAUUAUUUCCCUAUUAUUAUUUCAAGUAUAAUACAUUUGAGAAAAUGAGUUCUUUGCUAAGAACUAGUUUCAUCCCAUCAUCAAAGUUCCACAACUCUCAAAAUGGACAACCAUUUCUUGGUCUCCCAACUUUAUCCACCUCUACUUUUCUCCCAAGCACCAACCAUCAAAAGAUGAAUGGGGUGAUGAUUUCUGCUGCUCUGGAGAGAAACUCAUCAGAGGAUGGAGAUCAUUACAAGAUGACCCUCAUAAAAGAUGGCCAAAAUAAUAAUAAUAAUGGAGCACAUGUCACUAAUAAUAAUAAUAAUUAUAAGCUCCUUGAUUUUUCUGGAGAAAAGCCUUAUACUCCAAUUCUGGACACCAUAAACUACCCUAUUCAUAUGAAAAAUCUUUCCCUUGAGAAACUUGGGAUGUUAGCUGAUGAGCUAAGAGAAGAGAUUGUUUACACAGUGUCCAAAACUGGAGGCCAUUUGAGCUCAAGCUUGGGUGUGGCUGAGCUCACAGUAGCACUUCACCAUGUUUUCAACACUCCCCAAGAUAAGAUCAUUUGGGAUGUUGGCCACCAGGCGUACGGACACAAAAUAUUAACAGGAAGACGAUCAAGAAUGAAUACGAUUAGACAAAGUUUCGGACUUGCAGGGUUCCCAAAGAGGGAUGAGAGUGAGCAUGAUGCAUUUGGAGUUGGCCAUAGCUCCACUAGUAUUUCAGCUGCUCUAGGGAUGGCAGUAGCAAGAGACUUGGUAGGAAAAGACAACCACGUGAUAGCAGUGAUAGGAGAUGGGGCCAUGACCGGUGGACAAGCCUACGAGGCAAUGAACAACGCAGGCUACCUUGGCACCAAUCUCAUCAUCAUCUUAAACGACAACAAACAAGUCUCUCUUCCCACUGCCACCACCCAUGGCCCGGCUCCUCCUGUUGGUGCCCUAAGCAAGGCCCUAGCUAGACUCAACUCCACCACAAACUUUCGCAAGCUACGUGAGGCUGCAAAGGGCAUUUCCAAGCAAAUUGGAGGCCAAGCUCAUGAAAUUGCAGCAAAAGUUGACAAUUGUGUGAGAGGUAUGGUGGCUGGUGAAGGGGCUUCAUUGUUUGAAGAGCUUGGACUCUACUAUAUUGGUCCAGUAGAUGGUCAUGAUGUGGAAGAUCUUGUCAACAUUUUAAAUAAUGUCAAGGCUAUGCCAACAGCAGGGCCUGUUCUCAUUCAUGUUAUCACAGAGAAAGGAAAAGGCUAUGCUCCUGCUGAAGUUGCAGAUGAUAAGAUGCAUGGUGUUGUGAAAUUUGAGCCGAUGUCGGGGAAGCAGCUGAAGACGAAAUCAAGUACUCGUUCUUACACUCAGUAUUUUGCUGAGUCUUUGAUUGCAGAAGCUGAGAGAGAUGACACAGUUGUGGCUAUUCAUGCUGCUAUGGGAGGUGGUACUGGACUCAACUUAUUCCAAAAGCAUUUUCCUGAUAGAUGUUUCGAUGUUGGGAUAGCCGAGCAGCAUGCUGUUACCUUUGCUGCAGGCCUGGCUGCUGAAGGCUUGAAGCCCUUCUGCACUAUUUACUCUUCUUUUCUACAAAGAGGUUAUGAUCAGGUGGUUCAUGAUGUAGACCUUCAAAAACUCCCAGUGAGAUUUGCAAUGGACAGAGGUGGUCUUGUUGGUGCUGAUGGUCCAACUCAUUGUGGUGCCUUUGACAUAACUUUCAUGGCGUGUUUACCAAACAUGGUGGUCAUGGCUCCUUCUUGUGAGGCUGAGCUUAUGCACAUGGUGGCCACUGCUGCAGCCAUAGAUGACCGGCCUAGCUGUUUCAGGUACCCUAGAGGUAAUGGCAUUGGAUCAGUGCUUCCACCAAACAACAAAGGAACUCCAUUAGAGAUUGGCAAAGGAAAGGUGCUGAGAGAAGGAAGCAGGGUAGCCAUUUUAGGCUACGGAACAGCAGUUCAGAGCUGUUUAGCAGCAGCUGAUCUUCUGCAAGCGCUUAGCAUCUCAAUCACCGUUGCUGAUGCAAGAUUUUGUAAGCCUCUUGAUGGAAAGUUGAUCAAGCAACUAGCUCAAGAACAUGAGAUAUUGAUCACUGUAGAAGAAGGUUCCAUUGGAGGGUUUAGCUCUCAUGUUUCCCACUUCUUGAGCCUCAGUGGAUUACUAGAUGGCAAUCUUAAGUGGAGGUCUAUGAUGCUUCCUGAUAGAUAUAUUGACCAUGGAUCUCAGACAGACCAAAUGGAGGCUGCAGGGCUCACUUCUAAGCACAUUGCAGCUACUGCUUUAUCACUCAUAGAAGAACCCACAAAUAAGAUUCAUCUUCUUGACCUCCAUGCAAAUUUUCGGUAGACCAAGCUGCAAUUUCAUAUGAAUACCUUAAAGCAAAAUUGUGUAUGUUAACAGCUGAACGACAAUGUAAGUAUGUAGAAAAAGUUUUUUUUUUUUUUUUUUUGUCUUUGAAGAAGAAAGAAAGUUUGCACUUUCCAAAUCUUGUACUCGACCUUGAUAGAGCAUAGCAAUUUUGAAAUGGAAAAUUAUAGUGCAAUCUUGUAGUUCACACAAGAGGGUUUACUUA
Molecule: messenger RNA, 2612 nt
Organism: Humulus lupulus (European hop)
Lineage: Eukaryota; Viridiplantae; Streptophyta; Magnoliopsida; Rosales; Cannabaceae
Product: probable 1-deoxy-D-xylulose-5-phosphate synthase 2, chloroplastic
Exons: 10
Coding region: 125-2386 (753 amino acids)
Biological process (GO): terpenoid biosynthetic process
Molecular function (GO): 1-deoxy-D-xylulose-5-phosphate synthase activity
Source: RefSeq, a predicted model, not a curated record